This is a messenger RNA of Lates calcarifer (barramundi perch), 5382 nucleotides long. RefSeq names its product gamma-aminobutyric acid type A receptor subunit alpha6b (gene gabra6b). Bases 262 to 1692 code for a protein of 476 amino acids. The transcript is spliced from 10 exons. The record is from RefSeq and is a predicted model, not a curated record. Gene Ontology annotation, cellular component: GABA-A receptor complex; synapse; neuron projection. Gene Ontology annotation, biological process: gamma-aminobutyric acid signaling pathway; nervous system process; signal transduction. NCBI's taxonomy places the organism in Eukaryota, Metazoa, Chordata, Actinopteri, Centropomidae. Gene Ontology annotation, molecular function: GABA-A receptor activity; benzodiazepine receptor activity; inhibitory extracellular ligand-gated monoatomic ion channel activity.
GAAACCGCUGCGUUCCUCCUAAAACGCCUCGUUCGGUUAAUUUUAAUGCCCCCCUCCCCUCGUCCCUCCUCUCCACUCUCUUAAAAACUCUUCAGGUUUUUCCAACUGAGCGAUUCAGGCUGAGGCGGGCGCAACCGCACUAGAGGGGGUGGGGUGGGGGGGAGAGAGUCAAGUCGUGCUGGACUGGCGCGAUAUCCUCGCACGGUUCACAACUCAAAGAAGACCCGACUCGCGUUUAAUCAUGCUUUUAAAUGAUGGAAUAUGCUGAUUUUAAAAGUUGACCAGGGAUUUCUAGUUGUGGGGUGUUUGCGAGGCAUGGCUUUCGUUUUAACUUGCUUAUUUCUGUCUUGUUACAGUGUGAGCAGUGUUUGGGGAAAUCAGCACAGUGAGACCAGUAUCUAUUUGGAUAACAUCACGCGCAUAUUGGAUAGAUUACUGGAUGGCUAUGACAACAGGCUGCGACCUGGAUUUGGAGGUCCAGUUACAGAGGUUAAAACAGACAUCUUUGUCACCAGCUUUGGACCUGUUUCAGAUGUUGAGAUGGAAUACACCAUGGACGUGUUCUUUCGUCAGACAUGGAUAGACGAGCGGCUGAAAUUUGAGGGCCCCAUCGAGAUCCUGCGGCUCAACAACCUGAUGGUCAGCAAGAUCUGGACGCCAGACACCUUUUUCCGGAAUGGCAAGAGGUCGAUCUCUCACAACAUGACCACCCCCAACAAGCUGUUCCGCAUCAUGCAGAACGGAACUAUCCUCUACACUAUGAGAUUAACUAUAAAUGCGGAGUGCCCCAUGCGUCUGAUGAACUUCCCAAUGGACGGCCAUGCCUGCCCACUCAAGUUUGGGAGUUAUGCUUAUCCCAUCAGUGAGAUUGUGUACACAUGGAAGAAAGGCCCCCUUUCCUCUGUGGAGGUGCCACAGGAAUCAUCCAGUCUGCUGCAGUACGACCUCAUCGGUCAGACAGUGUCAAGUGAGAGGCUAAAGUCCAAUACAGGUGAAUAUGUGAUCAUGACCGUCCACUUCCACCUACAAAGGAAAAUGGGCUUCUUCCUGAUCCAGACUUACAUUCCCUGUAUUAUGACUGUCAUCCUGGCCCAAGUCUCUUUCUGGAUUAAUAAGGAAUCGGUUCCAGCUCGGACUGUGUUUGGCAUCACCACUGUCUUGACCAUGACAACACUCAGUAUCAGCGCCCGGCACUCCCUCCCCAAAGUUUCCUACGCCACAGCCAUGGACUGGUUCAUUGCUGUUUGCUUUGCCUUUGUCUUCUCUGCCCUGAUCGAGUUUGCGGCCGUCAACUACUUCUCCACCCUGCAGGCCAACCGGGAGCUGCGCAAGGCAGCGGCGAUGAAGGCGGCGGCUCAAGAGGCAGCAGCCGCAGCUGCAGCUCCGGCUGCAGCAACGGGGAAUGAUGGAGAGGUUUCCUCGGUGGAUGCCAGUAGUGUGCUGAAGAAGAGGAUGAACUCUGCUCCGCUGUUUGACCGCCCUGCCAAAACAUUUCCCAACCCACCUGUCAAUGCCCAAGCCUUCCUACAGCAGGGUUCAGCCGUACCGGCCAACAACGUUCUGACUGGCACCAGCAUCAUCGACAAAUACUCCCGCAUCCUCUUUCCCCUUUCGUUUGGCGCCUUCAACCUGGUCUACUGGAUCGUCUAUCUCACCAAGGACACCAUGGAGAUGUCCAGGGAUACCGUCUAAACCAAGAGUUCAUCAUUCUGGAAAUCACUCACAGUCACAAUCGCACACACACACACAAUAAAUAGAUGACAGACGCUUGCCAAGCACUCUUUUAUGCCGCCUCAGUGCAUUGUAUUUCUUUUUAAGUACUCCCUUGGAAAGUGAGUGUUUUGAGAGCAGAUGUACCAGCUCCUAUUGCCAACUUGACCUGGGAGCUCACAGCCUGUGGGCACCAGGCACUGGAAACAUUUCAAAGAGGUACUACAUCUCUCAUUUCUUUAUCUCUACUCCAAAAAAUUAAAAAAAGAAAAAAAAAAUACGUUAUGGCACUUUUUCAGUGUCCGUCCUGUGUGUCCCCUGCCCAAGUGGAUGGGGAAAUAUGUAACAACCAAGCUAGCUAGGCUGCAAAACCAGAGGAAGAGCUUCUACUUUUUUAUGUGCAUUUAUUUCUGUAUGCGUGCAACAACCAUGCAUUUCCACACAUGAAAGCAAAUUUGCAUGUGUGUUUAAAAUGACACAUUCCCUUCUCUGAUAUUUAGAACACACUUGAGGGAGUGUUCCUGUUGUCCUGACUGGAUCCAGUGUGACUGACUCGCAGGAACUCUCUCACUCCCAGUUUCUCUUUCCACUCUUCAUCCCCACCCCCCCAACACACUACUUUUUUGGUUCAUUGCCUUAGUUUCCCUCCACUGAUGGGAGUACAGAGGAUGUGAAGCAAAAUCUUCAAUGGGUUUUUAUGGUGUGUUCCACAGAUACAUUGGCCGGGUUGAAUAUUCAGUGUCAUACGCAUCACGUUAUGGAGAAACGUGCACAUGUAAAUAGAAAAAAGAAAAAAAACACUAUGCAGACAUGCCACUCAGGCACAGUUUGUGUUUUCCAUGAUUUCCAGGAUGUCCUAUAUUUCCUGUAGAUAUAAGUAAAUGUUGAAACAUCAGUGGAUGAUUUAAUGACUAGUAAAUAACUUGUUGCAGCUCAAAGUUGUGAUCCAUCCAAUAACAUUUUUAGGAAUAAUCACAGAAGCAUACAAUACCUGCUUACAGGAACAACAGAAAAAGACAAACUUGUUGGGAACACAAAUGCUAAAGUUUGCCAGGUAUUUAAUGUGAGCCAGAGGAAUUAGCUUGAGCUGCCAAAUUUCUGACAUAAGUGACACUUAAGUGCAACAAUGAAUGUAAGCACAAAGGAUGAAAAAACAAAAAGAAAGAAAGAGAGAAAGAGAGAAAGAAAUAGAUAAAGAAAGAAAGAAAGCAUACAUUUAUCCCACUACUACACAUAUACUUGCUAGCAUCCCAUACAAUAAGGUCUUUAUGUAUCCUGGCAACAACCUGUCUUCCCCCACAGAAGAUUUAGCCCUUUUAAUGCUAAUAUUGUUAUCAUUUUCUUUUUUAUUGUUUCUAUUUAUUGUAGUCAUUUUAAUUGAUGUUAAAGAAUUCCUACAUUGGUAACAAAUAAUUUCUCAAGAUGACAGCUCUGGCUUCUGGUUUUCAUUUAAAAAAGCAGCAAAAAAUAGAAAGCUAAAGCUAUCAUCAUCAAUUAUACGAAAUGCCAAAACAUAUUCAUUAAUAAUCCACUUGGGUGGAUUUGCAUAUGAUUAUGCACUGUUUCCAAUUAAGUAGAGAGGCUAACAUAUUAAAGCCAUGUGGUGUCUAAAUAUAAGCUGAUGUGUUUUUGCUUCCUCACGUCAUCCAUCAUCCACGAGGAUGCUCACAUUAAAGGUGCCUCUUAUUAACACAGGCACCUUUGGAAAUGAAAAGCCUGCACAGUGUGCCAAAGGAUUAAAGUAGUCUUGAAAACUGUGUACUUCCUGUGGUUGUUUAGAGGGUAUUUGAUUUUGAUGAAAACACAAACUGUUAAAAUCUGUACAAUUGGUGUAAAGCGUCCCUGUGUUCUUAUUCAUUCAUCAUUCGGCAGCUGUAGAAGGUACUGAACAAGAAAUUAUAUGGUUUUCUUGUUCUUGAAAUAUUGUGUUAAGAUUUUUAUAAAUUCCAUUUGGAAAGAAAACUCUUAAUUUGUUGUAAUUAUGUGUACUUCUUAUGAGCUCUCUGAUUAGUGAACAGACCAGCAUGAUAGAGCUCAGUUCAGCAACACUGAUGUAGUAAAACAAUAAUGCAUGAUUAAAACUUUACAUCUAAAACAUUAGUUUUUUUAAGAAUAAAAUAUGCAAUGCAAUAAAACAAAUGCAAUAUAGACUCUGGUUGGAGCCCUUGGGAUCAAUUGCUUAAAACCAUAUCCUGAAGUUGCAAAGCUUUCAUUAACUAGUUGCAUCUGUGUCACCAGACAAGAACAUCAGUAUUGAAUGAUUUUGUAAAAACCCAGAUUCCAUCCAGUGCCAAGGAUUUUAAAAUUGUUGCUUUCUACGAUAUCUGUGCAUGGCAGCUAUAGUGUAACUAAGGUAAGGUUAGGGUUAGGCUACUAUACUCUUUGUUAAGGGAAGACUUUGGUCACCGUUAGAAAUAAAAAUCUAACAUACUAGAUUUAGACACAUGACUGUGUACUUCAAAUCUCUGUUCAGUCAACAUUGAAAUGAUGUGUAUCUAUGGCCUAUUGUUGUCAUCUAUGGAGUGCAAAGGAUUUGUUCAUUUUAAGGCCAGUUGUUGCAUGUUUUUUUUUUUCAUGUGUACACCAGAGGACUAAAAGAACAGUGGUGUCAGACUGUAUGAACUGUCUUUGUAUCCUCCCUCCUCCUCUACUUCAGUCAUCACCCUCCUCUCCUCUGUCUUUGAGGCAGAGGCUGAAGAGACAGGGCAUCUCAGCAGUUACUGCCCUGUAUGUCAGCCUCUAUUGUGGGAAAACCUGACUGCCAGUGAACUCAGACCACUACAGAACUGCUGGCUCAACCCCAGAGGAGCCUCAGAAAACUUGUGACCUCCCACUUCCAGCAGCGACUGUGUUCCUGCAGAAUAAACUUCCAACUCUCAAUACAGUCAAACAGAAAUAAGCUACAGCAAGGGGGUGUGAAUGUAAGUGUGUGUGCGCGCUUUUUUUUUUUUUUAAACAUGACCGAGCUCGUUUGCUUUUAUCAGUGACCUGACUGAUCUGCCCUCUGACCCCAGCCUAGCUGCUCAGCUCCAUCGCACCACCGGGAGAACCGCACUUGCAUGACCUCCAACCCUUUAUGUGCUUGUUAGGGUUGUUGAAUGUAGAAGGUUGUGAACUCCAUAGAAUAUAGAAUUCUAUUGCUAUGGUGACUGCAGCCAUUAAAUGCCCUUUAGUCAUUUUCAUUUCAUUCCACAGGCAUGGGCUUUAUUGAUUCUUUCAUUUAGCCAGUGUUAUCGCACCCCCCCCCUUCCUUUUCUUCUUGCCUAGACAUUGACAUUGUGGACACAAUUUAGAAGACAAUGAAUGCUUCACAUUGUUAUUUUUUGUGUAUAUUUUGUGAAUAUGAUUAAGUAUUUCUGUAGGUUGCUAUUUGUAUUCCAACUGUAUGACCCUGCUUGAUGAUCAGCUGCACUACAUUAAUCAUUUGUACUGGUUUGGCAGACAAACCACAACUUUUGUAUUUUAGCAGUUUAGUUCUUCCGCAUUUGCUCCUUGUACACAUUGCUCUCCAUUAGUUUUUAAUGUCAUGAGGAUGGCCUGUUUAUUGCAACAGAAGAAAAUAUUUGCAUAUUUCAGGUGUUCUGUCCCCUGUUAAUAAAUGAACUCCUACUCACUUUUCUCCCCCAGGAUUGUAUAUUACUAUGUUCAAUAAAGCCAGAUUAUGUAUAUAUA